Messenger RNA from Symsagittifera roscoffensis, 1040 nucleotides. RefSeq lists its product as uncharacterized. NCBI's taxonomy places the organism in Eukaryota, Metazoa, Xenacoelomorpha, Acoela, Convolutidae. The transcript has 5 exons. The record is from RefSeq and is a predicted model, not a curated record. The coding region runs from base 173 to 823 and encodes 216 amino acids.
UUUGAAAUUACGAGCAGAAAAUCGUCAAAAAACACAUCUUUCAUCCAAUAUCAUAAAUGGAUUUCCGACGUUCAACCGGAAGUUUUUUGCGCGCGUGAGACCUUUACACUCUCAGACUUAUUGUGGGGCGACUGUGAUUCAUAAACAUUGGGUUGUCAGUUCUGCAUUGUGUAUGAAAAACGCAACAGAAGUCGACUUCUUCGUAGAGGUUGGCGACUUCUCCAGUCUUACCCACAGAGUUCACGCAUUCGGUAUCAAAACUCUCUACAUAUCGCAAAGAGAUCAAAGCCGGACGACUGACAGUUGGAUUGCACUUAUGAGAACAAUGUAUCCCAUUGUCGACCCUGAUGAAAAAAUUCUGCCCAUCUGCAAGGAGCCAGCUCUGCAAGGGGACCUAAUUGGAACCAGUGGUUUGGGCCAGUUCUCCAAGACUCAUCCUUUUUAUCCGCGAUCUCUGCUUGAGGCUUACUUCACAGUCAGUUACUUGAAGAGUGCCUUCAUUCCAUUCCUAGAUGAUCCACCUCUUUUUUGCAAUGCUAAAGAUAUAUGCACGGAAAAGCUACACCCAGAUACACACACGUGUUUACAAGACGCGGGUUCUCCUGUCUACCAAUUCGACUGUGAAGUUACAGACGGAGUAAUGUACAAAGUGCCCAAGUGUCUGUAUGGGAUGGUUAAGUCCAUACCCUACGAUGAUCUGGACAGGACUGGCGAGCAUCGAGGGUGCAAGGGCCCAGAGGUGUUUGUGAACAUAACGUUCUGGAGGCCAGAUAUUUUGAAUGUGAUUGAAAACUACGAAAGAAACAUUAGGACGGAAGCUUGAUCUUUAAAAUGACAGAGAAACAAUUUUCAAAUUAGACUCCGUAACUAAGAAAAAGCUAAUGGAUAGAUUAUAGAAGUUGAGCUCAAAAUGAUGAUUUUAAGUUUGUUUCUUUGAUAAAUUUCUGCUCUUACAUGCUGCGAGGUGCUCAUUUCAUGUUUCGGCAUUCUAAUUCGAGCACUUGUCAUUGCUAGACCGACAAAGAAAGUUCGUUACAGAA